UACUCUCUGCCAAGCCAGUGACUUGAAGCAGAUCUGCAGUAGGAUCCCUGUUUCCCUCCUCCAGGUGUUCCCUACUGGGCUUGUGCGUUGACGCACAAAGUUCGCGCCGCUUCCGGUUCCGGUUGCUACUGUGGAAAAAUGGCGGCUGCCAUAGCGGCCUCCGUAUUGCCGGGCUUUUUCGGGCGGCUGGUGUCUGUGUGUAGGCGUAGCAUCUUGGCAUCCCAGGGACCCGGACCUGCCUCUCUCUGGUCUGCUUCUCGAAGGUUCAAUUCACAGAGUGCUUCAUAUCCACAAGGAUAUGUUCCUAAGACUUCCCUGAGUUCACCACCCUGGCAAGAAGUGGUUCUGCCGGACCCUGCUGAAGAGACUAGACACCAUGCAGAGGUUGUGAAGAAGGUGAAUGAGCUGAUCGCUGCGGGCCAGUACGGCCGACUCUUUGCUGUCGUGCACUUUGCCAGCCACCAAUGGAAGGUGACCGCUGAGGACCUGAUUCUCAUUGAAAAUGAGCUGGACAUCAAGUGUGGAGAGAGGAUUCGGCUGGAGAAGGUCCUAUUGGUUGGGACAGACAACUUCACACUCCUCGGCAAGCCACUCCUCGGAAAGGAUCUCGUACGAGUUGAAGCCACAGUCAUUGAAAAGACAGAAUCAUGGCCCAAAAUCAACAUGAAAUUUAGGAAAAGGAAAAACUUCAGGAAGAAAAAAAAUGAUGGCUUCAGGGAGGCAGUUCUCCUGUGGGGUCCUGGAGAUCCAAGAGCACAGGUGUGAGGACCCACUCCGGCAAGCUGCUAGUGAAUGCCAAUGGCUGGCAGCAUCUUACCACAUCAUCUUAGGAAAUGAUUUCUGAGCAAAGAUCAUUUGAUCAUUUUCAAGUAAAACCAUGGGGCAAGUAGAUGGCUUAGUUAAUACCCUGCUUGUCUCAUAACCAUAAGGAUCCGAGUUUGAAUCCCCGGCACCUACAUAAAAUCAGGUGUGGACUGCUGGAUGGCCCAGCAGGCAAAGGUACCACACCCUAACAACCAAAGUUUUAUCCCAGGACACACAUAGUAGGAAAAGAGAACGGAUUUCCCCAAGUUGUUUUCUUACCUCCACAAACAUGCUCUGUCACACACGAGUCCCACACACGCACACACACGACAAAGUGAUUUUUUAAAGCUUGGCAGUCUUACUGCUCAGGCUGCAGAGAUGGGAGGACCCCUGGGGUUCACAUCUUAUCUGGCUGAAUUUGUGUGUUCCAGAUGCAAUGAGAGACCUUAUAUCAAAAACAAAAGCAAGAUAGAGAGUUGGGCAUGGGAUGCAUGCCUUUAACCCCAGCAGUCAGAAGGCAGAGACAGAUCUCGAGUUCAAGGCCAACCUGAUCUACACAGCUCCAAGUAAGCCUUCUACUGGUGAGACCCUGUCUCAAAAGGUAGGGGAAACAGGACAGAAGCAGAAAGCCAGGCUUGGUGGCACCCACCUUUAAUACCAGCACUUGGGAUGCAGAGGUAGGCUGAUCCUUAUGAGUUUGAAGCCAGUCAAAGCUACAUAACAUGUCUCAAACAACCCCUCCCAAAACAAAAACAAUUUAAAAUAAACCCACAGUAGGUGGGCCAGUGAGAUGACUCAGUAGCGUUGAUUGGACAAUGCUAAAGACCUGGGUUCAAGCCCUAAAACCCACAAAAGGUACAAGGAAAAAACUGAUUCUGUUGUCUUGUCCAACCGCCACACCAGUGUGUGGCACAUGUGAACCUACAUGAACAUGUGCACAUACACACCACAAAUACACAGAACAUACACAAAAUAAUACAUCACAUGGUGUUAAGGCCACCAUGCAUAACAAGAGACAACAGAGGGCCAACAAGAUACCACCCUGAUACACAAAGUACAGGGCUCAGGCUUGUACGCAGCAGGGAGGCUCAUGGGCAUGGGGUGGGGGUGGGGCUUUCCCUCACCUCCUGGGGAUCCUGAUCUAUUCAGAAUACAUUCAGCUCUCAAGGCUGGGGACCAGACAGCAAACAAAUCCGUAGGACUCACUUCCCUCCAGCUCUGAGCUGCAGUACCUUACAGUCCACAUAGGCAGAUUCUGCCAGAGGCUGCUGCCUACCUGACCCCUGGCUGUCCUUUCAAACCCUGUCUAUCACAGCCAUGGUAACCACUGCACAUGUCUUCCAGAGCUGGCAUCUGUCUUCAUCUCAUUUCCGGACCUAGAGCCCCUAAAACCAUGAGACUCUCCGGAGGAACGGGAUUGGCUUUUGCUAUCUGCAGUGAGUCUACUGUUUCGUUUCAUUUGACAUGGGCUCUCACUACAUACAUCAGGCCAGUCUCACAAUGCUCUUCUUAGCCUCUCCAGUGUCGGGGUUGUGGGUGUGAACACUACCCAUUGGCCACACCCGAGUUUAUGGUGUUGAGGGGACUUAUGGGGUGGGAUGGGCCAGAAGCAAGGAUAAGUGGUUGGCACCCAGCCUUUGGCAAGAGCAGAAUUGGAAAUUAGGUUCUAUGACAACACAACUAUGUGUAUGCAUAACACAACACACACACACACACACACACACACACACACACACACACACACCCUUACCUCUAAAGAGGCUGUCUGAGAAGGCUCCGGACUCCUUGGUAAGGAAGCUGCCUGCUGGUGCUUCAAAACCCCUAUGAAACCUGGCUGGAGCCACUCCUGAAUAGAGGGAGCGGGUGUAGUGCUUUGAGAGGACUGUGCAAGCCAGAAUGUGUAAACAAUCCACAGAAAAGUAUCAUGUCUCUUAUACCUGGAUGUUUCUGGGAAGAGAAAUUGGGCAGCUGGAACACUUCCCCCACCUCAUGCUGUAAAGCCAAACCCUGAAGGAAGGACUAUGGAAUUCAGGCAGCAGGUGUGUCUGACUAGUUGGCUCGGAGAUGAAGGCAUUUUUUUUUGGAGCAGCAAAUGUUCCCCUGGUUGUAGUGUAAAACGAGCAGAUUUCAGGUUUAGAUCUUCAUGCCCCCUAAAGGCCCACGGAUUAAAGGUUUGAAUCCCACGGUGGUGGCAGUUAUUAGGAGGUGGUAAAAGCUUUAAUAGGUGGAACCUGGCAGGAGGAAGUUAGGUCAUCGGGGUUGUGCCCUGAACGGAGGUCACAUCCAUUAGUGUUGUUACUGUGACAGAGUAGCGUACAAAAACAACUUCCAGAGGGAAGAAUCUUUUCUUUAACCCAGGGUUGAAGGGACAAAGUCCAUCAUGGGGCACAGUCACAGCGGCAGGAAAGGGAGGUGGCUGUCACAUUGCUCCCAGUCAGGAAGCCGAGAGGUGAUGCUCAGCCCAUUUUCUGUGCUAUGCAACCCCAGCUCUAGGCAGGUACCCCCUCCUCACCUGAUGAAAUAUGUCCUCCAGGUGAUUCCAAAUCUUCACCAUGAAGGAACCAUCAAGGGAGAGGAGAACCCUCCCCAGCCCCCUCCAUCUUUUUGGCUUCUCUCUUCUACUCUCACAUUUUCUCCUCAGUUCUGUGAGGGGAGCGGCCUCCUCUGCCACAGGCUGUCUUGCCUAGACUCAGGCCUGAAGCCAUGGGGCCAGCCCUGCAUGGAAGAAACCCUCAGAAACUGAGCCACGUGGAACUUUUUUCCCUUUAAAUAGGUUUUCUCAGAUGUGUCGUCAUAGUAACAGAAAGCUACUUGUUGGGCCACCCUGUCCCGCGAGCAGUUAUUAACUAGACAUGCAGAAUGCCAGCCCGUGACCCCUGAGCCCUCACACUGACAGAACAUAGAGGCAUGGAAGGGUGGAAACAGCCUGUACGAGCCCUUGCUCCUCUUCCAGAAGCCCAGAGCUCAGUUCCCAGCACCCACUCCAGGCAUCUCACAAGAACCUUUAGUUACAGCUCCUAGGGAUCCAUUGCCUUUGUCUGGCACACACACACACACACACACACACACACACACACACACACACACACACCACUCACAUGAGAGCAUAUACACACUUGAAGAAAGAAAUCUUGGGGGCUAGAGAGAUGGCUCAGAGGUUAAGAGCACAGACUGCUCUUCCAGAGGUCCUGAGUUCAAUUCCCAGCAACCACAUGGUGACUCACAGUCAUCUGUAUGUAACUCUGGUUCCCGGGGAGUGCGGUGUACAUAUAUAAUCGUAGAUUAACAGUCAUACAUAUAAGAUAAAGUUAAAUCUAAAAUGUUUUAAAUGUAUUCACUUCUGUGGGUGAACGUUUUGCCUGCGUGUAUGCAUGUGCAUGCCUGGUGUAGACAGGUGUCUGAUCCCCUGGAACUAGAGUUUUAAGUCAUUGAGAGUCACAGAUGGGGAUGCUGGGAACUGAACUCAGGGCCCCUGCAAGAGCAGACAGUCUUAACUGCUGGGCCACCGCUCCAGUUCCAGGCUCACCGUUACGGAGGAUCUCCAGCUGGUAGGCAGAGCUGCUGUGAUUGAAAUGGUUCUGGCCUCUCUGCUCCAAGGACAGUGUUCUAGGGCAUACUCCCUGAGGUAGAAAACAGCAGUAAGUAAAUCCCGCCUCCUGCAAAAAAGACAGACACAUAGAAAGGCUGUAAUUCUUAGCCUAAAAUAACACCUCAUUUUAAAUUUUACUUGUGUAUGUGUGUACAUGUGCCACGAGAGGUUGUCUGAUCCCCUGGAAUUGUUUGCUGCCAGACAUGGGUGCUAGGAGCCAAACUCGAGCCCUCUGGAAGAGCCCCUUCUCCAGUUCCAUGGUUGUUUUUGGAAAUCUUCCUUAUAUCAGAAUCCCGGAGCCCUUCACACCCUUGGUCCCGCCUUCCCAGCUGAGAGCCUGUGGGUGCAGGGCUGAAUGAAACCAAAUGAAGCUUGAUGCUCGUUCCCAAGGCCUGGUAGACCAAGGGUACCUCUCCCACCACCCGGCCCAGCACAGUGGCCAAGUGUGAUGUCCCUUGUAUAGGUGGUAAAGUUGGGGUCCAUGGCGAGUGAAGGAGAAUCAUACCUGAAGAAAUGAACUUAGGCCUAAAAGCAGAGUGUCCCCUCUUACAUGCAGCCUGUAAGCAGGGCGUCCCCUCUUACAUGGAGGCCUUGAAUUUGGCUCAGUGAGUAAAGGCUCUUGCAACCUAAACUGAUGACUGAGUUCGAUUCCCCAGCCCCGCAUGGUGGAAGGAGAAAACCGACACUUGGGAGGGGGCCUCUGACCUCCACAUGUGCACCAUGCCAUUUGCGUGUCCACAUACCAUACCAUACACACACAACAGAGAAAACCUAAUAAUUUCUACAAACAAGGAGCUAUGUAGCUCAUUUCUGCCAGACUCCUCGGAAGGUGAAGGCCAUGUAUGGAGGGGCCCACAGCUGUCUCUGGAAACUGGUAAAACCCAACGGAAGCCUGCAACGUCAGGCGGCCCUCCCAGGAAGUGUGUGCAGUUGAUAUGUUCACAGUCUGGAUUAAUUAUUCCUUUUUGUUUGUUUAUUUGCUUUAAUUGUUUUUGUUUAUUUUAUGUGUAUGAGUGUGUUACCACAUGUAUGUCUGGUGUCUUUGGAGGUCAAAAGAGGGAGUCUUGGAAACUGGGGUUAUGGUAUGAACUGCAGUGUGGGUGCUGGAAAUCGAACCCUGGUUCUCUGCCAGAACAAGUGCUCCUAACCGCCGAGCUCUCUCUCCAGCGCCAUGCUUGCUCUGUCUUCGUGAAACAGGAUCUCAUGUAGCCCACUGGAUCUAAACUCACAAUAAGAAUGGCCUUGAACUCCUGUCUUCCCACCUCCAUCUCAUGUGAGCUAAUCCGAGAGAGAGAGAGAGAGAGAGAGAGAGAGAGAGAGAGAGAGAGAGAGAGAGAGCUAGCUAGCUAGUGCUGGGAAAUCCCUAGGGAUUUUUUCAGACACAGAUAGAUAUACAGAUAGAUGAUGAAUUUGUUAUUAAUAAGUAGGAUGGUAGAGAUAGGCAAUGGACAAAUGGACAAAUGGAAGGAUUGGUGGACAGAUGAUACAUAGAUAUAUGUUGGAUGGAUGGAUGGAUGGAUGAAUGGAUGGACAUAUAUGAUGGAUGGAGAGUUAGGUGGAUGAAAGAUGAUGAAUAGGUAGAUAGAUGGACAGAUGAGUAGGUAGACAGAUGAUAGAAAAGUCAAUGAUACCUGAUAGAUGGAAAGUGAGAGACAGAUAAGUGAGCAGGUGAUUGAUAGCACUAGAUAUCUAGGUGACGGAUGAUAUAGUGGUUAAGAGAUAAUGGGUGGAUAGGCAGGUAGAUUGUAGACAUCAAUAGAUGAGAAGGGGGGAGAAGAGAGAGAGAGAGAGGAGUGAGGGAAUCAUUACAGCAGAUGCUAGAUGUUUGAGAGAUGGCUCAUAGGCAGCUAGAUGAAGCCUGUGUCUGAAGUAAAAUCUGCUAUUUUAACCAUUUGAAGUCUUUCACAGAACGGAAGAGCCUAUGUUGUCCUGGAGGACUCUGCAGGGCUGGCCCAAGGCCAACAGGAAACAGUAGGUAUCUGACCAUCUCUCCCUCUGUACACACCACCCCAGGCCUAAUACAUCAAGCCCUGUUUUAGAGAGGAUUGAGUCUCCAAGGUUCUGGAGAGUUAUGGCUUCAAAGAAUGCAUGGAUUGAACUUUCUAAAAAUCCCCUUGUGUAGUUUGGACUCUAAGGUGCUUGACUAGAAUGCAUGAAGCCCAGGUUCCGUCCCCAACACCGCGUUAGCUCUCAGGGUGUGGGAGACAGAAGGUAUGUUCUGUCAUUCCAGAACUUAGGUAGAGACAGAAGAAUCAAGAGUUCAAGUUCAUCUCAACUGUACUGAGAGUUUGUGGGCAGCACGGGUAAGAUUCUGCCUCAAAUAACAAAGUGGUGUGUGUGUGUGUGUGUGUGUGUGUGUGUGUGUGUGUGUGUGUGUGUGUGUGUGUGUGUAGAGGCUGAUGUGGGAAUUCCAUCCUGGAUCUAUUCUCCAAUGAGCCUCUGAGAUCCACCUGUGUCUACCACCCAGUGCUGGGGUUACAAGCACUCACUGCCCUGCCCAGCUUUUACUUGGGUGCAGGGCAUCCAAAGCCAAGUGAUUGGGUUUAUACAGCAUUUGCUCUACCCACUGAACUCUCCCCCGUACUCCCAAUCUAUAAGUGGGGUUCAUUAUUAUUCAAGCUGUCAGGACUGUGACAAGAUAGUGAACAAGUUAUUAGAGAAUGUCCCCAGUGUACCAGGGACAGGGGUCAAGCACAGGGAGGCAAGCGAGGCAGCUCCCACUACCUCGUAGCAGACAGUAGGGAUGUUGAUGCCUGGGAUGGGACAGGAGAAGAUGGGGAGGAAUCCCCAGGCAGAGGAAACAAGAAACAGAAAGGUCCUGGGGCUUCAGAGUGGUAAGGCUCAGUGUUCAAGAUCCUUAUGAUGAUAGGGAGGAGGUGACACCUCAAACAGGAACUCCAUGGGUUAGACUGCCCCUGUGGUCAGAACCAACAUGGGCUUGGUCUCUGUGUCACGUGGCUCCUGGGUGGAGGUCUCAGACUUAGAUACAACAAAAUGCAGCUUGCAGAGCCCAGGGGAUCAUUUCAGAGUCCAGAAGCUUCUAGCUUUUGUUGAAACCAGCACACAGUGGGCUCUCAGUAAACAUUAGUUCGAAGCCAGGCGUAAUGAGUGGGCCCUAUAAUCCUAGCACUAAGGAAGCCAAGUCAGGAGGAUUUCCAUGAGUUCAAGAGCAUCCUGGGCUACACAAACAAGUCUCACAAGCCUGGGAUACAUAGAGGGGUCAAGCUAGCCUGGGCUACAAAGCGAGACCUUGGAUCCAAAGAAAUAGAAGCUAGAGAUAGAUGAUGGUGCACACCUCUAAUUCCAGUGCUCAGGAGGCAAAACCAGGUAGAUUUCUAUGAGUUCGAGACCAGCCUGUUCUGUACAUAUAGGCCAACCAGGGUCACAUAGAAAAACCUUGUCUCAAAAGGGGACAGGAUUGGAGAGAUGGCUCAGUGGUUAAGAGCACAGUCUGCUCUUCCAGAGGUUCUGAGUUCAAUUCCCAGCAUCCACAUGGUGGCUCACAACCAUGUGUAAUGGGGGUCUGAUCCUCUCUUCUGGUGUAUCUGAAGACAGCAACAGUAUACUCAUAUGCAUGAAAUAAAUAAAUCUUUUUUUAAAAAAAAAAGGUUUAAAAAAACCAAGACCUGUACUCGAGUGAUAGUUCAAUGGAUAAAGUGCCUGCUAUAUAUGGAAGCCCUCUGGUCAGCUCCCCAGAACCUGCCAGUCACAGCAGCAUGCAUUCCUAACCCCAGUGCCUGAAAUAUAGACACGUGGAUGCCUGGGACUCACUGGCCAACCAGCCUAUACCUUUCCAGCAAGUUCCAAGGGUCUUGAGAGAACCUCUCUCACAAAGCAAAGUGAACAGCUCUUAAGUAGGCAGUCCUCUUCCUCCACAUGCACACAAAGUACAUGUGUGCAAAGAUACCCACACAUGUAAACAUGUAUGCAGCUAACCAUGCCUCUGCUGGGCACGGUGGCCACACACGCCUGUGAAGUCAGCACCUGGGAAACAGACCUGAGAGGACCAGCUCACCGUUGCUCUCACAAUAGGAAAUGGCGCUGAGGAACAGAGGCCAGACACAACCGCCACACAUUGUGUGACUUGAUUUCUAUGAAGCCCAUUCUACGAAAUGUCCAGAAUAGGCGAGUUCACAGGGACAGAAAACAGACCAGUGGUCACCUGGGGCUGACAGAGGGCAGAGCGUGGGAGUGACUGCUGAUGGUAGGGGUUUCCUAUGCAAUAGUGGCAUGUUUCUGAAACAGAUGAAGCUGGUGGCUACAGGGCUCGUUAAAUAUAGUAAACCCCAGCCGCAGAUGCAGGGGUUGUGUCAGGUGCUGGUCACACGUCAGCGAGGCCAGUUGCUUGUUUGGCUUGGUUUUGUUCUUGUCUAUUCAUUUUGUUUUGUGGGUCUUUUGAAGCAGGGUUUCCCUAUGUAGCCAUAGCUGGCCUCGAACUUGCUAUGUGGGCCAGGCUGACCUGGAACUUGCUGAACUCCUCCUACCUCUGCCUCCUGCCUUCUGGAAUUACAAGCAUGUAACACCAAAGCCUUAUACUUGUUGUAUUACUUCUCUUUGUGUGUUUGUGUGUGUUUGUGUACCCCAGCAUGCCUGAGGGGGUCAGAGGACGACUUGCAGGAAUUGGUUCUCUCCUUUUUUUUUUGAAGACAGGGAGUGUUUCUUGCUGCCCACGGCCUCACCAGUGAGGGUAGGCUGGCUGGCCAGCAAGCCCAGGGAUCAACCUCUUCCUUUCUCACCAGUGCUGGGCCUAUAAGCACACAUCACCACAUCUGCUUUUUAACUGGAUUUUGGGGCUCUCACAGUGGCAUAGCAUGUGCUUUACAGGCUGAGUCAUUGCCCUAGCCUCCUGACAGCAGUCACUAAUGGACAGACCUCAUCCAGUCACUUGGAGGGAUACAAGGGACACAGAUAUUGAUCUUUCUUCAGGCCAACUGCCUUGACCUUGGAGAAUCACUGUCCUUGCCUUUGAACUCACACUGCAAAGUCUCCCUGCUUGGUUCUCAAGCCCAUCGGCCUUCAGAGGCAAAUGCACGAUCCCCAGCUGCAGAGGGCAGGUCACGGUGGUUGGCAUGUGAACCCACACACAUGCAUACAUACUCAUUUGCUAGUAUGCACACAUCAGCACACAGGACACCCAUAUCUCUGUUUAGGCCAGCCUCUUCCAAUGGCCUAAUAAAGAAGACAGCUUGGUAGCAGGCAUCGACAGGUCUCGUUCUGCACAUGGCCUUGACCCAGCAAUCAGUUCUGAUAGCCUGACAUAGAGCAGCUGACCUUUCAACAGUUAUUCAGGGCCAUAGUUAUCUAUGACAGGAAAAGAGCUUGAAGACCCCUCCUGUUUCAGGGAACAAGUUAAUUGUAGUCAAAUAAAGCCACAGGAGGGGACACUCUUAGUAACCAGUAAGCCAAGUGGAGCAUCUGUGAAGCUGUAUUUACUAAAGAUCUAUAACUAAAUGUUACAAGCUGGUGGGAGCUGGCCAUAGGACAAAGAAAUGAUUUAAACUGCAUUAUUUUGGCUAAGCGGGGUGAGUACACACAUCUGUAAUUCCAGCACUCCAGAGGCAGAGGCAGGCUCAUCUCUGAGUUCAAGGCCAGCCUGGUCUACAUAGAGAGCUCCAAGAUUCUGCCUCAAAAAUAAAUUAAUUAAUCAAAAUUUAAAAGUUAAAGUCAAGUAAAUCUGUUUGUUUUUCCAGUUCUGUUUUUCCCGUUGGGGGAUUUUCUCUCCCUAUAGUGAGUACUUAUUUGGUUUGCAAUUUUAAAGUUAACACAAGGAAGCUUGGUGGUCCACAGUUGUGAUUCUAAAAUUCAAGAGGCAAACCACACAUCAAGUUGAAGGCCAGCCUAGAUUACAUAUAGAACCGGCCAGUCUCUUAACAAACAGUAGAACCUUGGGGCAAGGUGCAGGCACUGAGGAUUGGUGUUGCCAGCCCAGAGUGCAGGCCUGAUCUAGAGCAGGAAUCCUGGCGUAUGCAGCUGCCCUAUGGGAGCUCAAUGUGCCUGGGGGUGGGGAACCCACUGCAGUCCCUAACCCAUCCCAGUGGCCUGCACAGGACUCGGGCACCUUCUAAUUCUCUGCAUGGGGGUGGGGGGACGCCCAAGUGGCCGGUUCCUCCUGCAAUCUGACUCUGACCCUGAAAAAAUGGCCUGUGUCCACCCACUCACCCCCUCAAACCCCUCAUCCUUGAGCCCUCCCAGGCACAGACCCUAGUUCCUGGCCUGGCCACCCUGACUCCCCCUCCCCAGCACAGUGGCUUACAAAGAAAAUACACUUAUGGUUCAGGGCGAGCAGGCAUCUCUAACUUAACCUGGGUGUAAUGUGGCUUCCGUAGCUCCUGGCCACACUGACUGGACAGGCCACAGGAAACAAUCACUCCAGCUCCCAUAGUGCUAGGGCUGGUCUUAUCUCCUGGGGGAAACAAUUAGCUUAUCUGGAGGCCAGCGUCCACUUUUCCAUUGCACAAGUUCUGUAGGAUUGGAAGGGCCCCAGGCCUCAGUGAAGUUUCAGACACAGAGUGGCGAAGGAAGAUGCUGCCAAUCCCAAGGAAAGUGGCCCAGAAACCGGAAGACAGGGUUAUCAGUCUGUCUGAGGGUCUGAGAGAUGAAGCAGUUGACCACGAGGUUGGACCUUGGAGUCAGUUUACUUCCCAAAUCGGGAAGACUACAGCGAUCCAGUCACGGUUCAAAGUAAUAGUGAGAGGACUUCCCCACCAACACACACUACCGUAGGCUGAUUAGGAGCCACAGUCACUCCUCAACCAAUGAAUGGAAAAAGUAAAUGUGGCAUGCCCAUACAGAUGGAAUAUUACUCAGCCAUAAAUAGAAAUUAAGGGUUGGGUGGUGGUGGCAUACUCCUUUAAUCUCAGCACUCAGGAGGCAGAGGCAGGAGGAUCUCUGUAAACUCUAGGCCAACCUGGUCUACAGAGGUAGUUCCAAGGCAGCCAGUGCUACACAGUGAAACCUUGUCUCAAAAAAAUGAAAGGUGGAAAGAGGAGGAAGAGGAAAAAGGAGAGGAAGAUGAGGAACUAAGGAUAUUUACAAUACACCAGGUGACCCCUGAGACUGUCAUGCUCAGUGAGAGGCCAGACAUAAAUGAUCAUGUUAUAGGGCCCUAUUUAUAUAUGUCUAAAAUAGGUAAAUCCUUAUUCUUUAAUUUGACAGAAAGAUUAGCGCUGCCAGGGAUUGGGAACUAGUGGCUUUUUUAGCACCCCGUGGGUACAGCCAAAGCUACCAGAUUGUGUGUCUCCAAGUAACUCAAUAUGAUACACGAGUCAUAUCUUUGUAGACUUAAAAACUGGGACCUUAAAACUAUCAAUAUACAACAAAGGUGAGUUCAUUGGCUGAACACUAAGAGCUAGGCCGAGCUGCAUGCAACUGCUGCAUGGUGGGGCUCACUGUCACCCCAUGUGCCUCCUCGAGGCUGAUCUAGGAGCCUCUUGUUGGAUCCUGCUGACCCAGCACAGCAGGUAGACUAGAGCCCGUUUGUUCUCUGACAAUGUCUUCUCUAGAGAGCCCCGACUAGUCUGGUUAGCCCUACCUCCCCUUCAGGUCCCUGGUACAUAGCUGUACACAAAGACAGGAAGAAAAGACCAGAAGACCCUAGAGGGAACAGAAGAAAGGGAUGCUCAGAUGCAGGAAGCCAAGUGAGGUCCUAGGUCUCAGACAUGCAGAGCUCAGCAGAUGUGAGAAUAAGGGCUGGGGAGAGAUCUGACCUGAGGGCAGGGACAGCUGUACAUCCAUGCCACACCUAAAGUCAGUCACAUGAAACCCUGCUGUCACUUAAAAUAAUUCUUCUUCUUCUUCUUCUUCUUCUUCUUCUUCUUCUUCUUCUUCUUCUUCUUCUUCUUCUUCUUCUUCUUCUUCUUCUUCUUCUUCUCCUCUUCCUCCUCCUUCUCCUCCUCCUUCUUCUUCUUUGUUGUCUUCUUUCUCCUUUGUUGUCUCCUCUUCCUUUUUCCUCCUCCCCCUCCUUCUCCAUCCCCCUUCUCUUUGGUGUUUGGAGAUUCAUCUAGUCUUGAUGUGAUUGUCUGCCAUUCCUUUUGCUCCUUUCCCUGAAUACUCAGGCCUGUAACUCAGGCUCUGAAGAGGAGUCUUCCUUACCCACUCAUGCCAUCUCUCUCCAGUCAAUACCCUGCCUUGACCCUCUCCAUGGGGGCUAAAACUAUUACUUAGAACUGUGCCAUAUGCUAGUGUUUAUCUCCUGUCUCCACCACUGAAUCUCAAGGCCCUGUAGGGUGAGGACCUGGCUUUCUGUAGAAGCCAUAGCUUAUCACUUUUUAAAAAUAUGUUUGUAUGGGUGUCUACAUGUAUACACGUGCAUCAUAUGUGUGCUUGAAACCCAAAGAAGCCAGAAGAAGGUGUUAGAUCCUCUAGAACUGAAAUUACAGGAGGCUGGGAACCACCAAAUGGAUUCUGAGAACCAAAUUCAGACCCUUUGCAAGAGCAGCCAGUGUUCUUAACCAAUGAGCUAACAGUGGUCUUGGGUUGUGUGAGAAAGGUAGCUGACCAAACAGAGAGAACAACCCAGCAAGCAGCAUCCCUCCAUGCUCAGAUUCAGUUCCUGCCCCCAAGUUCCUGCUUCAGUUCCUGUCAUGACUUCCCUUAAUGAAGAAGGGAAACUUGUAAGCCAAACAGACCCUUUUCUCUCCAAGCUGCUUUUGGUCAUGGGGUUACCACAGCAACAGAAAGAAUGUUCACUGGGUUUUCUUGCAUUUAUUACUUAUUUAUGGGGGUGGGACUUGAGUCCAGGGUGGAGGACAAUAGCAGGAGUCAGUUGUCUCCUUUUACCAUUUGAUCCAGGAAAUCAAACUCGAGUCAUCAGGCAAGCACCUGUACCACCCAGCCAUCUCACCAGCUGACUUAGGGUUUUAUUGCUUUGAAGAGGUGCCAUGACCAAAGCAACUCUUAUAAAGGACAACAUUUAAUUGGGGCUGGCUUACAGUUCAGAGGUUUAGUCCAUUAUCAUCAUGGUGGGAAGCAUGGCCAUGUGCAAGCAGACAUGGUGCUGGAGAAGUCAAGAGUUUUACAUCUUGAUCCACAGGCAGUAGAAGACACUGGGCAUAGCUUGAGCAUAUGAAACCUCAAAGUCCACAGUAGCUCACUUCCUCCCACAAGGUCACACAGACUCCAAUGAGGCCACAAUUUCUAAUAAUGCCACAUUCUACGGCCAAGCAUUCAAACACAUGAGUCUAUGGGGGCCAUGCCUAUUUAAACCACAACAAAGACAAAGUCUCUCUAUGUAGCCCUGGCUGGCCCAAAACUCUGACUUACAUCUAAGUCAGAGAGAAAUGGAUUAAAGGAGCGUACCGCAACACCCAAUUUGCAAGAAUUCCUUUGGAAAUGUUUUAGUUUGUGUUUCUCAGAAAUCACGCAUGUCAUCCCAACACUCAGUCACUGGGAGACCAGAGGAGCAGGAGUUUAAGAUCAUCCUUGGUUAGUUACAUAGCAAUUUUGAGGCCAGCCUGGUCUCCAAAAGACUCGUUUUCUGCCCUUCUUUUGUUUUGCUUUGUUUUUGAGGUGGAGUUUCUCUAUGUAUCCCUGUUUGGCCUAGAACUCCCUAUGUAGACCAGGCUGACCUCACACUUGAACUCUUAGAGAUCAACCUGCGUCCACCUCUGCAGCGCUGGGAUUAAAAGCUUGUUCCAUCACACCUGGCUCGUAAGAUUCAUUUUCAAAGAACCCCCUCCAAAAUUUUUUUUCUUAAAAAAUAAUUAGUGGUUGUGCUGGAUAGUGAGAUCUUAUCUCAACAAAAACAAAUAACAAUUUAAAAUGAGUCUAGUUUUUUUAAGAUUUAAAAUUUUUUAUAUGUGUGUUUAUGUCCAUGUGAUUACAUGCCCAGUAGGUAUACAUGGGGCUGAAGUCAGUGUGAACAUCUGACAGAGGUAGUUUGAGCAUCUGAUGUGGGGCUGAGGGCAGUGCGAGCAUCUGACAUGGGGCUGAAGGCAGUGUGAGCAUCUGACAUGGGGCUGAAGGCAGUGUGAGCAUCUGACAUGGGGAUGAAGAAAGUGUGAGCAUCUGACAUGGGGCUGGAGGUAGUUUGAGCAUCUGAUGUGGGGCUGAGGGCAGUGCGAGCAUCUGACAUGGGGCUGAAGGCAGUGUGAGCAUCUGACAUGGGGCUGAAGGCAGUGUGAGCAUCUGACAUGGGGAUGAAGAAAGUGUGAGCAUCUGACAUGGGGCUGGAGGUAGUUUGAGCAUCUGACAUGGGGAUGAAGGCAGUGUGAGCAUCUGACAUGGGGAUGAAGGCAGUGUGAGCAUCUGACAUGGGGAUGAAGGCAGUGUGAGCAUCUGACAUGGGGAAGAAGGCAGUGUGAGAAUCUGACAUGGGGCUGAAGGCAGUAUGAGCAUCUGACAUGGGGAUGAAGGCAGUGUGAGCAUCUGACAUGGGGAUGAAGGCAGUGUGAGCAUCUGACAUGGGGCUGAAGGGAGUGUGAGCAUCUGACAUGGGGAUGAAGGCAGUGUGAGCAUCUGACAUGGGUGCUGGGGACUGUGGAAGAACAGGAAGUGUUCUUAACCAUCUCUCCAGCCCUUCCUUGGUUUAUAGGUUUAUUCCCCUAUGAGCCAAUAAACAACAAAAGAUAAUUUUUUUUUCGGAGCUGAGGACUGACCCCAGGGCCUUGAACUUGCUAGGCAAGCACUCUACCACUGAGCUAAAUCCCCAACCCCAACAAAAGAUAAUUUUGACACUUCCUCUCCCCUGGCAAUGGGCAAAGAGACACCUUGUUGUUGUUGUUCUCAUAUCUGUCAAAGGCAGAGCAGACAAUAGUCCUUCGUCUAUCCUAGCUUGAUUCCUGGCUCGGUGGCCAAAACUUUCUUAUGCCUAUGACUCAUAAAAAUCAAAUCAAACCAAACUAACUAAAAUCCAGGCAUGGUGGCACUGGAAGGAGGAAGACAGAGAUCUGAGGACUGCCAUGCUACCCAGAGACCUGCCCUCCAGCACACGGCACAAGCAGGCCAUCGAUACCCACUUGCUGCCAUGCCAUGUAGCUCAGGUAUAAGAUGUCAACCAGGAGCUCACCGUUCGUGGCCAGCCUGCUGGAGCCACCACAGUGUGCGAGUAUGUGGUGGUCAGACGGAAGGGAAAGAGAGGCGGAGCAGCCUGAGCAUGAUGAAGAGAGAUGGAACUGGAGACUGAGGGUAGAGAGGAGUCGCCUGUUGUGAGUAGCCAAGCCUGCCAGCUGGAGAUUGAUGAGGUUCCAGCCUGAGCUGCCACUGAGGGAUGAGUCCAUAGAUUCGCAGUGUUCAUGUCCGUGGCUCCCAUUACCACUGGAGAACAUGGGGAAGUCCCUGGCUGGGGCAGCUGCCUGUGAUCAUACGAAUGCCCAGGAGCUGUGUGUAACUGGCCCCACCCCUCAGGGGAUGCAGAGUUCUGGAGAGAUGGCCCCAUCUCUCACCAGGCAGCAGCACUGAGGAGAGCAGGCCCUGAGCCUCACCCAGACAACAUAGCGGAGCUGGCUCUGGGACAGGAGUGCUGGUAAGCCAGCCCUGAAGGGAUGAGUGAGGGAGAACUGACCACGCCACUCAUCUGUCCUGUGAUUGUGUGGAUGCAGAGGUGACGCCUCUAUCCCUCUCCACUUCUGGCAGUGGGGAAAGCUGCUCACAGGGUCAUGAGCUCAGGAGUGCUAGCCCUAUCCCUCACCAGCUGCAGCCCUUGGGAGAGCAGGCCCUGCCCCUCACCUGAGCAGCAUAGCGAGCUGACUCUGUAUCAGGGAGCAGGUGAGCAAAUCCCCAGGGCAACAGCUUGGGGGCCUGGUCUGACACUCUUCUGUCAUGUGGUAUUUGUGUGGGGCUGAUGCCUUCCCCCUCCUUGCUCCUCAUUGUCUGUGGCAGUCUGGAGAGGUGGCUCUGGGGUUAUGAGAGUGGGAGAGCUGGCCCUGUCCCCUCACUAGCUGUAGUACUUGGAAGAGUGGGUUCUGGAAGCCUGGGUAAGGGUGAUCACUCAGGAAAGCAGGCCCCGUACCUCACCUAGGCAUCCAAUGGAGCUGGCUCUGGUUGGCCCGGGGGGGGAGGGUUGGGGGUGGGUGAGCUGGCCCUGACAGCAUGAGAGCAGGCUAGCUGACCCUGUCUCCUGCACAUGGUCGCAUUGGGUGGUCUAACCUGAGCAAUGCUGGAGCGUUCCCCCUGGUGGUGCGGAUGAGAGAGAGAGAGAGAGAGAGAGAGAGAGAGAGAGAGAGAGAGAGAGAGAGCGCCAGUGCACUGAGGAACUCAGCUAU
This is a messenger RNA of Rattus norvegicus (Norway rat), 16593 nucleotides long. RefSeq names its product mitochondrial ribosomal protein L21 (gene Mrpl21). Lineage: Eukaryota; Metazoa; Chordata; Mammalia; Rodentia; Muridae. The record is from RefSeq and is a predicted model, not a curated record. Gene Ontology annotation, cellular component: cytoplasm; ribosome.